Molecule: messenger RNA, 801 nt
Organism: Lodderomyces parapsilosis
Lineage: Eukaryota; Fungi; Ascomycota; Pichiomycetes; Serinales; Debaryomycetaceae
Product: serine/threonine protein kinase
Exons: 1
Coding region: 1-801 (266 amino acids)
Biological process (GO): protein phosphorylation
Cellular component (GO): EKC/KEOPS complex; nucleus; cytosol
Molecular function (GO): protein serine/threonine kinase activity; ATP binding
Source: RefSeq, a predicted model, not a curated record
AUGAGUGAAAAGCACAUCAAACGAGUACAACAACUCGUACCGAAUAUAGACCUCAAGGUCAUCUCCCAAGGAGCGGAAGCCCUAGUGUUUCAAACUAAAACUCAUCCAUACUCAUCACAUCCGUACCUUAAAAAUUCAAGCCAGUUUAUAAUCAAAUACAGACCUCCCAAACCAUACAGACACCCUAAAAUCGAUGCACAAAUUACUAGAACGCGAACAGCUGGGGAAGCUAAAUUUAUGUACAAGUUGAGCAAAUUGGGGAUUGCAUGUCCGGCUUUGAUAUCGUGUGAUUUAAGUAAUGGAAUUAUAUGGAUGGAGAAUUUAGGUAUUGAUUUACCCAAUGGCAAUGUUAGUUCAGUGAAAAAUUGGCUAUGGUAUCUCGAGAGAGAAGCAAGUGAAUCUGAUUGUACUGGCAACAGAGUCAAACAAGUUUGUUUCAAAGUUGGUCAGUUGAUUGGUAGGUUGCAUCUUGCAGAUAUGAUACAUGGUGAUUUGACUACUUCUAAUUUGAUAUUGACGGGGUCUGAAGAGUCAUGGGAGCCUGCCUUGAUUGAUUUUGGACUAUCUUCAUUUUCAGGAUUGGCCGAGGACAAGGCUGUUGAUUUAUACGUUUUAGAAAGAUCCGUUACAAGUACUCAUUCGGUAUUUGCGCAAUCGUACAACAAGUGGUUAUUAGAAGGAUACGAAUCUGCACAUGAUUUGAAACAGUACAAGAAGUUUGGCAAGGCCAAGUAUGCUGAAACGUUUAAAAGGUUGGAAGAGGUGAGACUUCGAGGAAGAAAAAGAAGCAUGCUAGGGUAA